GGGAGUCACUCUCGGCCGCCGCCGCCGGCGCAGCGAGCGGAGACGGGCCGGGCCGCGGCGACCUGACCUGGACGUGCGGCGCGCGGGGCCCCGGCGGGGGCGGGAGGAAGCGCGGGCAGCGCCGGCCGCCGGGCCCAGGAGCAGCGGCGCGGAGAGGAGCUGGGACACGGGCGGGGCCGCCGCCGCUCCGGAUGGGACCAGCGCCCUGGGCCCGUUAGUCCAGGCAGGAGCUGGAGGAGCCGGCCCGGGAGAUUCACCCCGCUUCCCCUCCCCUCCGGCCCAGGCCUCGCUUUGCGCCCCGCCCGCCCAUGGUCCGGGUCCCUCCGCGGCGCGGCCCCCUCGCCCCUUACCCCCUCGUCCUCCUCUUCGCAGCUUUGUGCCCUCCGAGCCCCUUCAGCUGUGGGGUCCCCCAGUCCUUGUGUUUGUACCAGCCCGCCCCCCACCCCCACCCCCACCCCAUCCCAGUCUCGGGUCUCCUUUGCCUUCUCCGCUUUAGACCCAUCAGGCGACUUCACCUCUCGCUGUCCCCAUCCCGGGGGCAGCCCCCCUUGGUCCCCCCCGCCCACCGCCCUCCUCUUAGCCCUCAGUGUUUGUCCUAGGUCGGUGGGCCCACUCCUGCCCACCCCCUGGGGCUUCCUCCCGUCACCCUCCUGGGGGACCCCCGCCACCUGGUAUCCCAGCCCACGGGCUGGUCUCACUUCUCUUCCUACCCUCUUCCUCCAGUUCCAGGCUUGGGCUGGUGCCUCGUCUGUAGGCCAGAGCCGCCCCAGGUUCGCGGGAAGGUGGGGUGGCUGCUUUCUUUCUCCCCAUGGCACUGCCAUCCCUCCUGUUGUUGGUGGCAGCCCUGGCAGGUGGGGUGCGUCCUCCUGGGGCGCGGAACCUGACGCUGGCGGUGGUGCUGCCAGAACGCAACCUGAGCUAUGCCUGGGCCUGGCCACGGGUGGGUCCUGCUGUGGCACUGGCUGUGGAGGCGCUGGGCCGGGCACUGCCCGUGGACCUGCGGUUUGUCAGCUCUGAACUAGACGGCGCCUGCUCUGAGUACCUGGCACCACUGCGCGCCGUGGACCUCAAGCUGUACCAUGACCCCGACCUUCUGUUGGGCCCGGGUUGCGUGUACCCCGCUGCCUCUGUGGCCCGCUUUGCCUCACACUGGCACCUUCCCUUGCUGACGGCGGGCGCUGUGGCCUCUGGUUUUGCGGCUAAGAAUGAGCAUUAUCGUACCCUGGUGCGCACUGGCCCCUCUGCUCCCAAGCUGGGUGAGUUUGUAGUGACGUUACACGGGCACUUCAAUUGGACUGCCCGGGCUGCCUUGCUGUAUCUGGACGCUCGCACAGAUGACCGGCCUCACUACUUCACCAUCGAGGGCGUCUUUGAGGCUCUGCAGGGCAGCAACCUCAGUGUGCACCACCAGGUGUAUGCCGGCGAGCCAGGGGGCCCUGAGCAGGCCACCCACUUCAUCCGGGCCAACGGGCGCAUUGUGUAUAUCUGUGGCCCUCUGGAGAUGCUCCAUGAGAUCCUGCUUCAGGCGCAGAGGGAGAACCUGACCAAUGGGGACUAUGUCUUCUUUUACCUGGAUGUCUUUGGGGAGAGUCUCCGUGCAGGCCCUACGCGCUCUACAGGCCGGCCUUGGCAGGACAAUCGCACCGGGGAACAGGCCCAGGCUCUCAGAGAGGCGUUCCAGACAGUAUUGGUGAUCACAUACCGAGAACCCCCCAAUCCUGAGUAUCAGGAAUUCCAGAAUCGUCUGCUGAUAAGAGCCCGGGAAGAUUUUGGUGUGGAGCUGGCCCCCUCCCUGAUGAACCUCAUUGCUGGCUGCUUCUAUGACGGGAUCCUGUUAUAUGCUGAAGUCCUGAAUGAGACGAUACAGGAAGGGGGCACCCGGGAAGAUGGACUUCGGAUUGUGGAAAAGAUGCAGGGACGGAGAUACCACGGUGUAACUGGACUGGUUGUCAUGGACAAGAACAAUGACCGGGAGACUGAUUUUGUCCUAUGGGCCAUGGGAGACCUGGAUUCAGGGGACUUUCAGCCUGCAGCCCACUACUCAGGAGCCGAGAAGCAGAUUUGGUGGACUGGGCGGCCUAUCCCCUGGGUGAAGGGGGCUCCCCCCUUGGACAAUCCCCCCUGUGCCUUUGACAUGGACGACCCAUCCUGUGAUAAAACUCCGCUUUCAACCCUGGCAAUUGUGGCUCUGGGCACAGGAAUCACUUUCAUCAUGUUUGGUGUUUCCAGCUUCCUCAUUUUCCGUCCUUACAGAAAGCUGAUGCUGGAGAAGGAGCUGGCCAGCAUGUUGUGGCGCAUUCGCUGGGAAGAACUGCAGUUUGGCAAUUCAGAGCGAUAUCAUAAAGGUGCAGGCAGUCGCCUCACACUGUCACUGCGGGGAUCCAGUUACGGCUCGCUCAUGACAGCCCAUGGGAAAUACCAGAUCUUUGCCAACACCGGUCACUUCAAGGGAAAUGUCGUUGCCAUCAAGCAUGUGAAUAAGAAGCGCAUUGAGCUGACCCGGCAGGUUCUGUUUGAACUCAAACAUAUGAGGGAUGUUCAGUUCAACCAUCUCACUCGCUUCAUUGGUGCCUGUAUAGACCCUCCCAACAUUUGCAUCGUCACCGAGUAUUGCCCUCGUGGGAGUUUACAGGAUAUUCUGGAAAAUGACAGCAUCAACUUGGACUGGAUGUUUCGUUAUUCGCUCAUCAAUGACCUUGUAAAGGGCAUGGCCUUUCUCCAUAACAGCAUUAUUGCAUCCCAUGGGAGUCUCAAGUCCUCCAACUGUGUGGUGGAUAGUCGUUUUGUGCUCAAAAUCACAGACUAUGGCCUAGCCAGCUUCCGAUCAACUGCUGAACCUGAUGACAGCCACGCCCUCUAUGCCAAGAAGCUGUGGACUGCCCCAGAACUGCUCAGUGGGAACCCCCUGCCAACCACGGGCAUGCAGAAGGCUGAUGUCUAUAGCUUUGGGAUCAUCCUACAGGAGAUAGCACUUCGGAGUGGUCCUUUUUACUUGGAGGGCCUGGACCUGAGUCCUAAAGAGAUUGUCCAGAAGAUCCGAAAUGGUCAGCGGCCCUAUUUCCGGCCAAGUAUUGACCGGACCCAACUGAAUGAAGAACUAGUUUUGCUAAUGGAGCGAUGUUGGGCCCAGGACCCAGCUGAGCGACCAGACUUUGGACAGAUCAAGGGCUUCAUUCGCCGCUUUAAUAAGGAGGGUGGCACCAGCAUAUUGGACAACCUCCUGUUGCGCAUGGAACAGUAUGCCAAUAACCUGGAGAAGCUGGUGGAGGAACGCACACAGGCCUAUCUGGAGGAGAAACGCAAGGCUGAAGCUCUGCUCUACCAAAUUCUUCCCCAUUCAGUGGCGGAGCAGUUAAAACGGGGAGAGACGGUACAGGCCGAGGCCUUUGACAGUGUGACCAUCUACUUCAGCGACAUUGUGGGCUUCACAGCUUUGUCAGCAGAGAGCACCCCAAUGCAGGUGGUGACACUUCUUAAUGACCUGUAUACCUGCUUCGAUGCCAUAAUUGACAACUUUGAUGUCUACAAGGUAGAGACCAUUGGAGAUGCCUAUAUGGUGGUAUCUGGUCUCCCGGGCCGAAAUGGUCAACGCCAUGCUCCAGAAAUUGCUCGUAUGGCCCUAGCAUUAUUGGAUGCAGUUUCUUCCUUCCGCAUCCGCCACCGACCCCACGACCAGCUGAGGCUACGCAUAGGGGUCCACACAGGGCCCGUCUGUGCUGGGGUGGUUGGCCUGAAGAUGCCCCGCUAUUGUCUUUUUGGAGACACAGUGAAUACCGCUUCCCGAAUGGAGUCAAAUGGUCAAGCCUUGAAGAUCCACGUCUCCUCUACCACCAAGGAUGCUCUGGAUGAGCUAGGAUGCUUCCAGCUAGAGCUUCGGGGUGAUGUGGAGAUGAAGGGAAAAGGAAAGAUGCGAACUUAUUGGCUCCUAGGAGAGCGUAAAGGACCUGCUGGACUCCUGUAAACCCCAUUUCUUCCCCAAUUGGACAGUCUCCUGCAGCUGGUACCUGGGUGGGCAGUGACCACCAUCUCUCCACAUACCAGAAACCAGCAUCGUUACAUGAGAUGGAAACCAAUGUGCACAAACACCCUACCUUGUAUCAAAGUUGUUGCCCUUUGCAGCUCAGUCUUGUACAUAUCCCCCCACCCCUUCUCUUGCCUGGUCCCUUUCCUCCCUCCAUUCUGUAAAUAUCUGUAUCUAAACCAGAAUAUUUUGGCCAAAUAUAGAACAACAAAAAAGUCAUGGUGUCAUAGUCUGGGUUAGGGGCAACUCUCAGGAAAGGUUAUAGGGUAUGGACAUGAAAACUCACAGAAUCACUGAACUAGCAAUCUCGGGAUGAAAGAGAACCCUUUAUGUAAAGUCCUUUCACCAAAUACAGACUUCACCUUCUCCCCACUUUUCCACUACAAACAAAUCAAUCUCAUAGUCUACUUCUGUCUUCAACCCUUAAGUAGGAGUAGUUCUACACCCUUUACUACCCAGCCCACCUCCCUGACAGACAAGGGAAGAUAUUUCUCCUAAAUGGUGGGAGAAAUCCUCAGGUUCGUAGGGCAGAGGCUGCCCUAGAGACAAAGGCACUGGUGUUGAGAAGCUGCAGUUCUUCCGGAAUGGUGUGUCCAAUGUCUUGAUAUUACUGACACCCUGAAAGAGUGCCAGAAUGAAGACAGAUCCCCUCACCAAGCCAGAACAGAAGAGCCUCUUCUUCUCUUUCUCCACCCCCAGCCCCAUCUUCCAGUCACCCUCACACACCGGUAGCUGUGAUGCCCUCUGCUUCCAGAAGGUUUCAGGUUGCUCCUGACGGUAGUCGUGAGGCUGAAGAGAAAGACUGGAUUAAUUUUUGGCCUGAAGCUCCCUCUGUCAACCCCAGGGCUUGCUUCUUUCCUAGCUCAUCAGAGCUCAGCUGUAUAAGUAGGGUGGGAUGGGUUCUCACCUUUGUUGGGGCCGGAGGCCCCGCUUGCACCAGCUCCUUUUUGUAGUCAUGGUGUGUCACAGACUCGACCUCAGAGUGCUUCCUUGUGGUUUCCUGUUCCACCUGUACCUCUUUACUAUACAGCCCUGGGAUAGUCAAGGCCAUUCUCCCCUGGUUUUUGACCUCCCCCUCCCUUUCCCUCUUCACCCAGCCUCUCACCAGAUUUGGUGGUGCAGGACCAUCUCCAGCAUGGCUUCACGCUUCCCUAUGGGAGGGCAGAGUGUGGAAAGUGAGGAAGUCUGGUUAAGAAGGAGGGCCAGAAUAAGCAAAUUUGAGAAAAGGAAGGAAAAUUGUAGGCGUUUGCCCUUAUUUCCAUAGGACAAUUAAAAAUCCCAUGAGAAAUUCAUUCCUCUCUUUUUCUCUCUAACGGAUUUAUUCUGUCACUCCCUCAUGCUUCUCACCUCGAAGAGGCUGGUGGUGAUUUCUCAGGAACUGAUAAGAAUCUUUCUGGGUGGUGCUGCAGGACAUGGGUGACUGUAGCUGCAGGGUCAGCAGUCCCUGGUGUCCAUGUCGGAAGAAGUAACUCUCAGAGCCAUCCUGCAUGCUUGGGACUUGAUCCAGGUGGUUGGUGGCUCUCUAUGGACCCCAAAUUAAAUUACCAUGAUAUCUUUUCCCGUACUACCUUCAUCAUCAACUACUGCUUCCCCCAGGAAACUGGGGAGGGGCAGCCUUCAAGAAAAGGGAGUAAGUCAAAACUGUAAUACCUCCUCCUCCCAGUUGUAGAGAAGACAUUGGCCCCUUGGCAUUGUUUCAUGAAGAAAUUCACACUUCUCUUCAGCCUCAGGGGGCUUCCAUAACCCUCGAACACCAGGUUCUGGGACUUGCAAACAUUCCCAUGGUGGUUGUUUCUGAGGCUCCCCAUGGCACGAAGCAUAAUUAAGGGCCAGAUCUGCCCCAGGAGUCCUGAAGCUUGAAGGAGCACAGAGCCUGACCUCAGAGACAUUGACACAAACUGGACUAUGCCCAGAUUUAGGGGCAGGACCAGCACCUCUACCAGAACUAUAACAAGGACUAGAGUCAUGGUCAAGACCAGAGCUGGAGCCCUGAGCAGCGGCAGGAUAAGAACGAGGGCCAAUUGAAGUACAGGCAUCCUCAGUAAUAGAGGAAAGACGGACAGGAUCACAGCU
This is a messenger RNA of Talpa occidentalis (Iberian mole), 6094 nucleotides long. RefSeq names its product natriuretic peptide receptor 2 (gene NPR2). The coding region runs from base 809 to 3961 and encodes 1050 amino acids. Gene Ontology annotation, biological process: intracellular signal transduction; protein phosphorylation; receptor guanylyl cyclase signaling pathway. Lineage: Eukaryota; Metazoa; Chordata; Mammalia; Eulipotyphla; Talpidae. Gene Ontology annotation, molecular function: protein kinase activity; peptide hormone binding; natriuretic peptide receptor activity. The record is from RefSeq and is a predicted model, not a curated record. Gene Ontology annotation, cellular component: membrane. The transcript is spliced from 22 exons.